Molecule: messenger RNA, 461 nt
Organism: Empidonax traillii (willow flycatcher)
Lineage: Eukaryota; Metazoa; Chordata; Aves; Passeriformes; Tyrannidae
Gene: NCMAP
Product: non-compact myelin associated protein
Exons: 3
Coding region: 26-382 (118 amino acids)
Biological process (GO): peripheral nervous system myelin formation; regulation of myelination
Cellular component (GO): paranode region of axon; plasma membrane; Schmidt-Lanterman incisure
Molecular function (GO): structural constituent of myelin sheath
Source: RefSeq, a predicted model, not a curated record
AUUAGCAGUGUAAAUUUGGGUUGAUAUGUCACUGAUGUUUUAUGAACUCACUCCCCUGUUCCCCUCUGCAGUCAAGAUGACGACGGCCACGCCACUGAGCAGCAACACUCAGCUCUCAGGGAACGUGACCACCAAGUCUCAAGAACAAAGUCUCUACCAAAGUUCUGGAGCAAUAGUUGCUGCCAUCGUGGUGGGGGUGAUUGUGAUUUUCACAGCGGUUCUGCUCAUCUUGAAAACCUACAACAGGCGCGCGCGGGUCAGGCGGGAGCUGCAACCCAAACCCUCCAAGGCAGCGAUGCCACCUCCCCUGGGGCACAAGGGCCUGGCCCAGCCUCCCACAGUGACUUUCAUCCCCGUGGACAUCCACCUGCACGACAGGUAACCGGGAAAUCUCAUCCUCUCCGCCGGACAGGAGAUGGAGCUGCUGCUCACACGGCCCUGGGACUCCUCAGCCAAGCGUU